Rhinichthys klamathensis goyatoka is the source of this 8160-nucleotide messenger RNA. It is a transcript of the gene myo7aa, whose product is annotated as myosin VIIAa. The record is from RefSeq and is a predicted model, not a curated record. The coding region runs from base 147 to 6842 and encodes 2231 amino acids. The transcript is spliced from 49 exons. Gene Ontology annotation, molecular function: cytoskeletal motor activity; protein binding; ATP binding. Gene Ontology annotation, cellular component: cytoskeleton; myosin complex. Lineage: Eukaryota; Metazoa; Chordata; Actinopteri; Cypriniformes; Leuciscidae.
GUGUGAUAUCCUGGGUCUCUGGACGGCUGGUUUUAUGCUCACACACCUGCUGAGGAAGUGAGGGUGUGGAUGUGUGCGCGGUAUAUCAAGACGUUCUCGGUCUGGAGUUUUGCCAUUUGCAUGGAUUAGAGUUUGAUCUCGUUAGGAUGUACAAGCGUCGGGAUUACGUCGAACUCUACGAGAAGGAUCAGGCAAAGUGGGCCUUAGUACGAAAUGUCAACACUGUGUUCAAACACAGCACCCUAUUACCGGGCGACUAUGUCUGGCUGGACCUCAAGACAGGCCGGGAAUUUGAGGUCCCGAUCGGAGCCGUGGUGAAGCUCUGUGAUUCUGGUCAGAUCCAAGUCUUGGAUGAUGAAGGAAAUGAACACUGGAUCUCUCCCCAAAAUGCCACCAACAUCAAGCCGAUGCACCCCACCUCCAUCCACGGGGUGGAGGACAUGAUUCGACUGGGGGAUCUGAAUGAGGCGGGGAUCCUCCGGAACCUUCUCAUCCGCUACAGAGAACAUCUCAUCUAUACUAACUGUGGUGGUCGGACGUAUACCGGGUCCAUCUUAGUGGCUGUAAACCCGUAUCAGCUGCUGCCCAUCUAUACGGCAGACCAGAUUCGACUCUACACCAAUAAGAAGAUCGGAGAGAUGCCUCCACACAUCUUUGCCAUCGCUGAUAACUGUUACUUCAACAUGCAACGCAACAACAAAGACCAGUGUUGUAUCAUAAGUGGUGAGUCUGGAGCAGGAAAAACAGAAAGUACCAAGUUGAUUCUACAGUUUUUGGCUGCUAUCAGUGGGCAGCACUCCUGGAUUGAGCAGCAGGUGCUGGAGGCGAAUCCCAUCUUAGAAGCCUUUGGGAAUGCUAAAACCGUCCGUAAUGACAACUCCAGCCGUUUUGGGAAGUACAUCGACAUUCACUUCAACAAAAGAGGAGCUAUAGAGGGAGCAAAGAUUGAACAGUACCUUCUGGAGAAAUCCAGAGUGUGUCGACAGGCCCGUGAUGAGAGAAACUACCACAUUUUCUACUGUAUGUUAAAGGGAAUGACUCCAGACCAGAAGAAGAAACUAGGCUUGGGUAAAGCCGCAGACUACACCUACCUUACCAUUGGAAGCUGCACUGUUUGUGAUGGUCGUGAUGAUCAGAAGGAAUACUCAAACAUCCGUUCGGCCAUGAAGGUCCUCAUGUUCACAGAAAAGGAGAACUGGGAGAUUUCCAAGCUGCUAGCCGCUAUUCUGCACAUGGGCAACCUGAACUACGAGGCUCGCACGUAUGAUAAUUUGGAUGCCUGUGAGGUGGUGCGUUGCUCAAAUCUCACCACUGCUGCUUUUUUAUUAGAGGUGGACAUGAAGGACCUGAUGAAUUGCUUGACCAGUCGAACCAUAAUAACCCGUGGAGAGACGGUGUCCACUCCUCUCAGUAUUGAGCAGGCGCUGGACGUGCGAGAUGCCUUUGUUAAGGGUAUAUAUGGACGCUUGUUUGUGUGGAUUGUUGAGAAAAUCAAUGCAGCCAUUUAUAAGCCUCCAUCCCUUGAGCUCAAAGUGGUGCGGAGAUCCAUCGGCCUGCUCGACAUAUUCGGCUUUGAGAACUUCACAGUUAACAGCUUUGAGCAGUUGUGUAUCAACUUUGCCAAUGAAAACCUGCAGCAAUUCUUCGUCCGUCAUGUUUUCAAGCUGGAGCAGGAAGAAUAUAACCUUGAGAACAUUAACUGGCAGCACAUUGAGUUCACUGACAACCAGGACGCCUUGGACAUGAUCGCCAUAAAGCCCAUGAAUAUCAUCUCUCUCAUUGACGAGGAGAGCAAGUUUCCCAAGGGUACAGACACCACCAUGCUGAACAAGCUCAACUCUCAACACAAACUCAACACCAACUACAUUCCACCUAAAAACACUUAUGAAACACAGUUUGGCAUCCAGCACUUUGCUGGUGUGGUCUACUAUGAGACCAAAGGUUUUCUGGAGAAGAAUCGAGACACCCUGCAUGGUGACAUCAUUCAGCUUGUGCACUCCUCCAAAAACAAAUUCAUCAAGCAGAUCUUUCAGGCGGAUGUUGCUAUGUUUUUGUGUGGUUAUGUGUCUGCUGACAGUCUUGGCAAAGCAGGUUCACUCCAUAAGGGGGCGGAGACCAGAAAACGUUCCCCGACUCUGAGCAGUCAAUUCAAGCGCUCUCUUGAGCUGUUGAUGCGCACGUUGAGUGUGUGUCAGCCGUUCUUCGUCCGCUGCAUCAAACCCAAUGAGUUCAAGAAACCCAUGCUCUUUGAUCUUGAGCUGUGCGUGAGGCAGCUCCGGUAUUCUGGGAUGAUGGAAACCAUCCGGAUUCGCCGGGCCGGAUACCCCAUCCGCUACACUUUCGUCGAGUUUGUGGACAGAUACCGCGUUUUGAUGCCCGGAGUGAAACCUGCUUACAAACAGGAGGACCUUAGAGGAACCUGUCAGCGUAUCGCUGAAGCCAUAUUGGGCCGUGAUGAUGAUUGGCAGAUGGGAAAAACAAAGAUAUUCCUGAAGGACCACCAUGACAUGCUGCUGGAAAUCGAGAGAGACAAGGCCAUAACUGAUAAGGUCAUCCUCAUUCAGAAAGUUGUCAGAGGAUUCAAGGACAGAUCCAACUUCUUAAAGUUGAAGAAGUCCGCCAUGUUGAUCCAGAAAACAUGGAGGGGUUAUAACUGCCGGAAGAACUACUCAGCGAUGCGCGGUGGUUUCUCACGUCUGCAGGCAUUGUAUCGAUCUCGCAAACUCUACCAGACGUACCAUGUUACGCGACAGAGAAUGAUCCUUUUUGAGGGCCGCUGCAGAGGAUACCUGGUGCGCCGGGCGUUUCGACACCGUCUUUGGGCCGUCAUCACCAUCCAGGCGUAUACGAGGGGAAUGAUCGCCCGCCGACUCUACAAAAGACUCAAAGGAGAGUACCGGCGGCGUUUGGAAGCGGAGAAGAUGCGAUUGGCUGAGGAGCAGAAGUUUAGGAACCAGAUGAGUGCCAGGAAGGCCAAAGAAGAAGCCGAAAAGAAGCAUCAGGAAAGAUUGGCACUGCUGGCGCGAGAGGAUGCCGAGCGCGAGAAGAAGGAUCGAGAGGAGGCGCGGAGGAAAAAGGAAAUGUUGGACCAGAUGGAGAAAGCACGACAUGAGCCGGUCAACGACUCUGAUAUGGUGGACAAGAUGUUUGGCUUUUUGGGAACCACAAACUCAUUCCCUGGUCAGGAGGGUCAAGCGCCUGCUGGGUUUGAGGACCUGGAGCGAACGCACAGGGAGCUUGAGGAAGAAGACCUGGAUGAAGCUCUUCCUCUCCCAGAGGAUGAUGUGGAAGACUUGUCGGAGUACAAAUUUGCCAAGUACUCUGCCACAUAUUUCCAGGGUACGACCACUCACACUUACGUGCGCCGCCCGCUUAAACAGCCGUUACUGUUUCACGAGGACGAAGGAGAUCAGCUGGCUGCUCUGGCCGUGUGGAUCACGAUUCUCCGGUUCAUGGGUGACCUUCCAGAACCCAAAUACCACACGGCCAUCAGCGACGGCAGCGAGAAGAUUCCUGUCAUGACCAAGAUCUACGAGACGCUUGGCAAGAAAACCUACAAGAGAGAGCUGCAGGCUCUGCAGGGAGAAGGAGAGAACACUCACAUUGACAGUCACAAAAAGAGCAGUGUGCGUCACAAGCUGGUGUCGCUCACCCUGAAGAAGAAGUCGAAGAUUACAGAGGAGGUGACGAAGCGUCUGAAUGAUGGUGAAUACACAGUCCAUGGAAACAGCAUGCUGGAGGACCGACCCACAUCCAAUCUGGAGAAGCUACACUUUAUCAUCGGCAACGGCAUCCUUCGGCCAGGCUUGAGAGAUGAGAUCUACUGUCAGAUCUGUAAGCAGCUGACCCAGAAUCCCUCUAAAAGCAGUCACGCCCGCGGCUGGAUCCUCAUGUCUCUGUGUGUCGGCUGCUUCGCUCCAUCCGAGAAGUUUGUGAAGUACCUGAGGAACUUCAUCAGUGAGGGUCCUCCGGGUUACGCUCCCUAUUGUGAGGAGAGACUGAGGAGAACGUUUGUGAACGGAACAAGAACACAACCACCAUCCUGGCUAGAGCUUCAGGCCACAAAAUCAAAGAAGCCGAUAAUGCUACCUGUGACGUUUAUGGACGGAACCACAAAAACACUUUUGACGGACUCUGCGACCACAGCCAUGGAGCUCUGCAACGCACUGUCCGACAAGAUCAGCCUCCAGGAUCGAUUCGGCUUCUCGCUGUACAUUGCUCUGUUUGAUAAGGUUUCCUCUCUGGGCAGCGGUAAUGAUCACGUGAUGGACGCUGUUUCCCAGUGUGAGCAGUACGCUAAAGAGCAGGGCGCUCAGGAGCGCAACGCCCCCUGGAGGUUGUUCUUCAGGAAGGAGAUAUUCACCCCCUGGCACGACCCAGCGGAGGACGCCGUCGCUACAAACCUUGUCUACCAGCAGAUCGUGCGUGGCGUCAAGUUUGGCGAAUACCGCUGUGAUCGGGAGGAUCUAGCGGAGCUGGCGUCACAACAGUACUACGUGGACUACGGCUCUGAGAUUCUUGUGGAACGCCUGUUAAGUCUUAUUCCAUCCUACAUCCCGGACAGAGAGAUCAGCUCGGCCAAAACCGUGGAGAGAUGGGCUCAGCUCAUAAUGGCUGCACACAAAAAGGGAAUCUACACUCAGAAGAGGGUGGACCCUCAGAAAGUGAAGGAGGAAGUCGUGGAUUUUGCUCGUUAUAAGUGGCCUUUGUUAUUCUCAAGAUUCUACGAGGCCUUUAAAUUCUCAGGUCCUAGCCUACCCAAGAAUGACGUGAUAGUGGCUGUAAACUGGACAGGCGUUUACUUUGUGGACGAGCAAGAGCAGGUUCUUUUGGAGCUUUCUUUCCCAGAGAUCACCGGUGUGUCCAGCAGCAGAGGGGGGAAGCUUCAGGCCCAGAGCUUCACGUUAGCCACCAUCAAAGCAGAGGAGUACACGUUCACCUCUAAUAAUGCAGAGGACAUCCGGGACCUGGUGGUCACCUUCCUAGAGGGUCUCAGGAAGAGAUCCAAGUUUGUUGUGGCCUUACAGGACAACCCCAGUCCAGCUGGCGAUGAUUCGACGUUCAUGAGCUUCCUAAAAGGCGACCUCAUUCUGCUGGACCAGGACACGGGCGAGCAGGUCAUGACGUCAGGCUGGGCCCACGGGAUCAACGACAGAACCAAACAGAAAGGAGAUUUCCCUGCCGACUGUGUUUAUGUGCUGCCCACAGUCGUUAGACCUGCACCUGAAAUCGUGGCUUUGGUUACCAUGACACCAGACCAACGUCAGGAGUCAAUCCGGAUUUCCCAUGUCCCUAUAACGGAGACGGAGGAGAGGAUAAAGCCGUAUACUCUGGAGGAAUUCUCAUACGACUACUUCAGGCCUCCUCCCAAACACACUCUCAGUCGAGUGAUGAUCACCAAGAACCGCGGGAAGGACAAACUGUGGAGCUGCACUCGAGAACCCAUCAAGCAGGCCCUUCUGAAGAAGUGUGUGGGCCAUGAGGAGCUUUCCCAGGAGGCCUGCAUGGCUUUCAUUGCUAUAAUGAAAUAUAUGGGCGAUUAUCCAUCUAAGCGGACUCGUUCUGUGAACGAGCUCACGGAUCAGAUCUUCGAGAGUGCGCUGAAGGCGGAGCCUCUUAAAGACGAGAUUUUCUGCCAGAUACUCAAACAAAUGACUGACAACCACGUCAAGUACAGUGAGGAGAAGGGCUGGGAGUUGCUUUGGCUGUGUGCCGGUCUCUUCCCUCCCAGUAACGUCCUCUUACCACACGUCCAGAGGUUUCUACAGUCGAAGAAACAUCACCCGUUGGCUCCUGACUGCAUGCAGAGACUGCAGAAAGCUUUACGGAACGGGUCCCGAAAAUAUCCCCCUCACCUGGUCGAGGUGGAGGCUAUUCAGCACAAGACCACACAGAUCUUUCAUAAAGUGUACUUUCCUGAUGACACAGAUGAGGCGUUUGAGGUGGAGUCCAGCACGAAGGCCAAAGACUUCUGCCUGAACAUCUCCACCAGACUGCUGCUCAAAUCACCUGAAGGCUUCAGUCUGUUUGUCAAGAUCUCCGAUAAGGUGAUAAGUGUACCUGAGGGUGAUUUCUUCUUUGACUUUGUCCGCCAUUUGACAGACUGGAUCAAGAAAGCAAGACCCGCUAAAGAAGGUAUAGUGCCUUCAUUGACCUACCAGGUGUUUUUCAUGAAGAAGCUGUGGACGAUCACAGUUCCAGGCAAAGACUCCUUCGCAGACUCCAUCUUCCAUUAUUAUCAGGAACUUCCUAAGUAUCUCCGUGGAUACCACAAAUGCUCCAGAGAAGAGGUUUUCCAGCUCGGCGCUCUGAUCUACCGGGUCAAAUUUGAGGAUGACAAAUCCCACUUUCCCAGUAUUCCCAAGAUGCUGAAGGAGCUGAUUCCUCAGGACCUGAUCCGCCAGCUCUCGCCUGACGACUGGAAAAGGUCGAUUGUGGCGUUCUUCAACAGACAAGCUGGGAAAUCAAGGGAAGAAGCCAAGCUGAUGUUUCUGAAGCUCAUUUUCAAAUGGCCCACGUUUGGUUCAGCCUUUUUUGAAGUGAAGCAAACCACCGAGCCACACUUCCCCGAGAUCCUGCUGAUAGCCAUCAACAAAUAUGGAGUCAGCCUAAUCGACCCCAAGAACAAGGAUAUUUUAACCACGUAUCCCUUCACGAAGAUUUCCAACUGGAGCAGCGGGAACACGUACUUCCACAUCACUAUCGGGAACCUGGUUCAAGGCAGCAAACUUCUGUGUGAGACUUCACUGGGCUACAAAAUGGAUGACCUGUUGACGUCCUACAUUAGCCAGAUGUUGACCACCAUGAGCAAGCAGCGUAACUCCCGCGGCCACAGCAAGUGAACGUUUGAUUGGCGUGAGGCGGUGGAGCUGGUGCGUCUGCUGCGCCCUAUUGGUCGGCCCUGUAGCUGGGGGCGGGCCUUCGCGUCCCAGCUGUGGCGAAUGAGCCGCACCCCCUCUGCCAGCUCCCAGGGCUCCGUGUACCCCGAUGAAGACUCUUCUUCAUCUGCCUCCAGUGAGGAUGACUACCUCUGAGCAAAGCUGAAGGGACUUUGCCUCCUUAGAAAUGGCGUGAAGAACCUGAUUUAUGUGUCUUUUGUUGGAUGGUUUGCUCCAGAAUAUGUGUUCUACAGUAUGACUUAAUGCACAAUUUAGGUACCAUUUAAUACGUUUUGUGAAAUCCAGCCAAGUCAAACACGAACUGGAAUGGCUUCGCUACAUGCAUCGCAAAGCGUUCAUCAACAUUUUGGAAUUUUCCGCUGUAUUCCUCACAAUCACUGCAGUGAACGAACAGUAUUUGGAUUCUUUAGGUGGUAAACAACACUGUUAAUGCACAAGAAAAAUACUUGCCUGAGUUUCUAGGGGUUUUGAUAGAAUUCGAGAAUUCUGUGAUUUCAAUUUAAGUUUUUAAAAUAUUGUUAAACUGCAUGCCUUACUACUAUUUUUUUUUUUUUUUUUUGAAUAUUGGUAACCGUUUUUACAGGCUUGAAAAAUUGUUACAUGUUCAACAUUCAUGCAGCUAUGACUUGUAGUGUACGUGUACUUUAGGAAGGAAAAAAGAGAAUGUUAAAAUUGCAUCCCUAGAAACAAGUCGAGAACUGUUUCAGAUCGUAUUUCUCCCAUUUCAAGCAAAAUAAAGAAAUUAUAUUUUGCAUACAGGAAAAUGAAAUGUUUUUAGAAAGCUAGUUGUAGAAGUCUAUUGGUUGCACUGCCUUUGAUGUAUAAUAUAAAAACAUUAAAAAGUAAUAAAAAAAAGUGCAUUUUAUAGUGCAUAAAAAUGUCCAGAAGCACUGGGAUUCAUUGAGAUAAAGAAAAUUAGUAGGCAUUACAUAGCGUAUACCAUAAAAAAAAAAUCUUCAUGCUUUUGAAAACAAGAUUCAAUGUAAAAAUGUAAUUUUGUCUUUCUUUCUUCCUUUGAAAUGAUUUUGGGUUGAAAUGUGACCUAGACAUGUUUCCACGAGAUUCGCCCAGUAGCUGAUAAAUAGAUACGAUAGAAUGACGCCGUAGUUUUCCAUUUUUGAAACUGUUGAUGCUUGUGUAUAUUGGAAGAGUAGGUUUGAUCUGUUAGACUUUUUCUUCAGUUCAUUUAUGGCCUUUAUUUGCACCAAUAUGUCCUUCAGCACAAUUAUUUGACUGACUCACUGUGACAUCAGAAACUCAC